This is a messenger RNA of Oncorhynchus masou masou (cherry salmon), 3630 nucleotides long. RefSeq names its product cyclin-K-like. The record is from RefSeq and is a predicted model, not a curated record. Gene Ontology annotation, molecular function: cyclin-dependent protein serine/threonine kinase activator activity. Gene Ontology annotation, cellular component: nucleus; cyclin/CDK positive transcription elongation factor complex. Gene Ontology annotation, biological process: positive regulation of DNA-templated transcription, elongation; regulation of transcription by RNA polymerase II. The coding region runs from base 691 to 2388 and encodes 565 amino acids. NCBI's taxonomy places the organism in Eukaryota, Metazoa, Chordata, Actinopteri, Salmoniformes, Salmonidae. The transcript has 10 exons.
CUAUGCCUGGAACACCGUUUUCUAACUAUGUGAUUGGAGCGAAAACGUUCUAUACCAACAUCAACAAAGUUAUAUUUCUUGAUUUGUAUUGGCUGUUGAUAGGUGUGCGCUGCUUCAUUUGUCUGCCAAUUGGUUAAAAAUCCAACUGGCUUCGAAAAUGCAACUUUUUUAACGGGUUCUUUAUACGGAUUGGUUGAAAUGAUCAGGUUUACCGCAAUUCCAUUGGUCAUACGAACAGUCAGUUGGCCACUCGCGAAUGGAACGUUUGGCUUCGCAACAUAAACACAAAACACACCCCUUCGUGGUUUGUGAUUGGAAGUUUACUUUAGGGACUGAAAAUUUCCAUAAAUGGUUACGAUUCAGGCGACAUGAUUUGUUGACAAAGAUGGCAAUCGACGAUCUUGAAACGAACAACGUGUCCGCCCCAUUUGAUUGUUUCAUAUUUUGAUGAAUUAGAUAUGGCGCGGUUCACGUCAAUACGAGUGUAGCUAUUUUAAUUGAAUGGAUGAAAUAAUUGUACGAUUUCUGCAGCUAGCUGUAACUAGCGAGGUUAUUCAAGUGAAAAAAAGAUAGCAUCGCUGUGCUACAUCCCUUUCAUCGCCAAUUAUUGUCUUAGGAAACUGACAACAGGGUACAGUGUGCAGGGGCUAGUUAGCUAGCGAGGCUUCACCAAUUUAGUUAGUAUAGUUAAUGAAAGAAUACAGGGAGAAUUCGAUCCCUGGAAAUCCAGCUGCAAGUCUGGAUCACAUCAAGCCAUGUUGGUACUGGGACAAGAAGGACCUGGCUCACACACCCUCCCAGUCCGAGGGCCUGGACCCGGCCACCGAGGCCCGGUACCGGAGAGAGGGGGCUCGAUUCAUCUUCGACGUGGGCACGCGCCUAGGACUACACUAUGACACGUUGGCUACAGGGAUCAUAUACUUCCAUCGCUUCUACAUGUUUCAUUCCUUCAAGCAGUUCCCCAGAUAUGUGACUGGGGGUUGCUGUCUAUUCCUGGCCGGUAAAGUGGAAGAGACCCCAAAGAAAUGUAAAGACAUUAUCAAGACGGCUCGCAGCCUGCUGAAUGACAUACAGUUCGCCCAGUUUGGAGAUGACCCAAAGGAGGAGGUGAUGGUGCUGGAGAGGAUCCUGCUGCAGACCAUUAAAUUCGACCUGCAGGUGGAGCACCCAUACCAGUUCCUGCUCCGCUAUGCCAAGCAGCUCAAAGAUCUGAAGUAUUUCCGAUCUGUUUCAGGUGAUAAGAACAAAGUCCAGAAGCUAGUUCAGAUGGCCUGGACCUUUGUGAAUGACAGCUUGUGCACCAUGCUGUCCCUGCAGUGGGAACCAGAGAUCAUAGCUGUAGCAGUCAUGUACCUGGCCGGCCGGCUGUGUAAGUUUGACAUCCAGGAGUGGACGUCCAAGCAGUCUUCACGGCGAUGGUGGGAACAGUUUGUCCAGGACGUCCCAGUGGAGCUGCUGGAAGACAUCUGCCACCAGAUCCUAGACCUGUACUCCCAGGGCAAGCAGCAGAUGCCCCAGACCCCCAGCGAUAAGACCCCGCCUAUCCCCGUCCCCACCCCUACCCCUCAGCAGCUGCAGGCCCUCUCCCAGCCCCCGCUCCCCAGCCCCCCUGUCGCGCCACCACUCAGCAAGAAGGUCUCGCCCCAGACCAGCCCUCCUCGCCAGCUGAAACGAGCCCACGUAUCGUCUCCUAAAGAAGAAAGCCAGGCACCUGAACCAGUGGGCUCUAAGAUCCCCAGGCUGGAGCCUCCCAUGCCCCCUCUACCCACAUCACAACCCCCCUCAGACCGCAAGCCUCCAGCCUCCCACCCCUCCGCCCCUCUCCCAGGAGAGACAGACCCAACUGGGGCAGGAGGCCCAGCGGAGCCCCCUAAAGGACCUCCACCUCCCCCCCACUCAGCCUCCCUCCACCAGCCUCCCCCGCUUCCCCACCGCCCCCCUCCACCACCCCCGUCCAGCUACAUCAUGGGCAUCCCCACCUCCAGCUCCUACAUGUCAGGAGAGGGUUUCCAGAGCCUCCAGUCGAUGAUGAAGACAGAGGGGCCGUCCUACAGCACCAUCCCCCCAUCCUAUGGCCCUCCCCUGGCCUACCACAGCCACGUCUACCCCCCUAACGCCCCGCCGCCUGGUCCUCCACUUUCCGCCUCCUACCCUCCACCCAACCUCCCUCCACCUUCCCCCGCCUACCCCCCGCCGGGGUACAACCACAGCUACCCUCCCCCGCCCCCUCAUUGCAUGCCCCCCGGACACGGGGAAUACCCGCCUGUGAUGGGCAUCCCUCCCAGCAACUAUCCCCCACCCCCUGGAGGACAGGGCCAGGUACCCCCUCCGCUGCCCCCUGGCAUGCCCCCCAUCGGUGGCAUGAGUCAGGGGGCAUGGAUGAGGUGAUGGGGGUGAGAUUGGAUGUGCCAAACCAACACUAGUCCUAUUACAGCAGACAGGAGUCUCCAGUGUUACUGACAGACAGCUUUAGUGAUGGGGAACACAGUUAACGCAAGGCCAGUUGGGGAGACCUGCCUCAUGUACUCCCUGUAGUUUUCUGAAGCUGUCAUCUUACGGUUGCAACAUUUAAGUACUGUUCUCAGGUCAUCCAGAAAUCCCGGUUGGAACAUUCCUGGAAUCGUAGGGAAUAACCAGGAAAUCUGGACUCCAACCUGUAUUUCUGGAAACCCUGGGAAUUUGGGGAACGUUACCAGAAUUUUGCAACCCUACAUCUCCAGCAAGCCAAACAGCACAGCCACACCUCAUCAAGAACCAACCAUUAACUUCCAUUGCACAAGUUAGUUAACGUGAAAUACAUAAUGUGGUGUGUUUGUUGUACUAUGGCUGUUUUUAUAUUAGCCUUUUUAGUAACAUGUUUGUCCUUUUUUUAUAUGAAAACCUUUAGGUUAGCUUGCUGUACAAAUGUAGGAAAGAAUGGUCGGACCAAAAAGGAAAAUGGCAGCUCCACUCUAACCAUUCCAUGGCUUGGAUGUACAGUAUCUUCCACAUGCAUUCCUUUCUGUUUGAAACACACUACUAAACCAGUAUUAUAUUCUAAUGUCAAUGAAUAGUCUACCAUUGUAGCAUUGUGCAUGGACUGGAACAUAAAGACACACUUGCAUGAUGCACACACAGGACAAACACAUACAAGAAACUCACACAUUAAAUAAACACACCUUUUUAUGGUGUUUGGACGUUUUAUGUUUUGUUGUUGAACAAAAAGUAUGUUUCAUGCUUGCACAUUCUUAGGAAAAAAAAUGUGCGAUCUAAAACCUAAAAGGAUUAUUUGGCUGUCCCCAUUGAAGAACCAUUUUUGGCUCCAGGUAGAACACUUUUGGGUUCCAUGUAGAACCCUUUUCACAGAGAGUUCUACCUGGAACCAAAAGGGUUCUGCAAUGGGGACAGCCAUGGAAUCCUUUUGAAAACCAUUUUUCUAAGAGUGCAGCACUGCCAUGAAUUAAUGGUUUAAAAUUACUUUUUUAAAUGUUGAAGUUGUCUUUUCAUUAUACCUUGUGAACUUCCAUUGUUACUUAGUUUGUUUGUAAUAUGUGAAACGUUACUCUAAGCAAAGUUACUUGGCAUUAAACAUUAGUUUUUUUCUAAAGUUGUUCAUUUAUUUUUUCAAUGUGUGACAAUAAAAAUAUACAA